Molecule: messenger RNA, 382 nt
Organism: Symbiodinium sp. CCMP2456
Lineage: Eukaryota; Dinophyceae; Suessiales; Symbiodiniaceae
Source: the annotation of a GenBank genome assembly
GCUGGAGGAGCCAUCAAAUUUGAAGUACUUCGGCAGUCUUGGCAUCAAUGCGAGCGAGGCACGAGGUCUUUUCGGCCUCUUGGACGCCGAUGAGUCAGGCAGUGUGAGCCUGCAGGAGUUCAUGCAAGGCUGCUUGCGCCUGCGGGGACAAGCGAAGGCCAUUGACAUGGCCACCCUGAUGUAUCAGAACAAGCGCAUCGUCUUCUGGCUCCAGGACAGGUUGGAACGCCUGGAGGGCAGCUUGCGGCCCACGGAAAACGAUGGCAAGGUGGUGCCGCACAAGAAGAAUGACUCAAUGUCCAAGGUGGGCCCCGUGGUUAAGACUUGGAUGGAGCUCACGAACGAGCACAUGUCAGGCAGGAGAAGGGGCUCGAGCAAGUGA